CCAAAAUAUGUUUAUUAAAGAUUUAAAAUUUAUUCAUAAAAGAUCCAAAAUUCGUCCAUUAGAUCCAUAAUUAGUUUAUAUGAGAUCCAAAAUUCGUCCGUUAGAUACAUAAUUUAUCCAUUUAAAAUCCAUAAAUGACCAAUAAUGGACGACUUAUGGACGUCCAGACCAGUUGCAAACGGACGUACAAUGGACGUCCCUUGUACGUCCGCUGCAGGUAAUCUGGACAUCCGAUGGAUGUACACAAUGUCCGGAUCGGACAUCCGUUGUACGUACAUAGGAUGUACUUGUGCUUAUUGGGAGGUUUCCUGUGCAGUGUUUUAAAUCGUUAGCACUAUGUCGUAUAAUCAAAAAUUAUAUCAGUGGAAAACAGAGUGUAUACUUAAAAUUAAUGAGUAUAAUGCAAAAAUAAAUCAAAAACAAGCUGUAAUAGCGGCAGCUGUAGUAGCGACAGUUUACACAAGUAUUAAAAGAAAAUACAAAAAGAAACGAUAUUGGAUAGCUGAAGUUUAUAAGCAACGACGACGCAUAGGAUUUUAUUACUUGGUAUUCCCAAUGUUGAAAUUAGAUGAUCUCCGAUUUAAGAAUUAUUUUCGGAUGAACUGUACUCAAUUUGAAGAGUUACUUGCAUUAAUUGCGCCAAGAAUACACCGACAAUAUGCCAUUCGAGAACUCAUUGAAACGGAACAACGUUUCAUAAUAUGUUUAAGAUACUUAGCUAGUGGUGACAGUAUGGCAUCCAUGUCACACCAGUACUCGGUUAGCCAAACAGUAGUUUCUCAAAUUAUUCGUGAAACAUGUGAAGUUAUAUGGGAUACAUUGUACCCUCUUGUACUUCCAUUACACACACAUAAAGAAUGGAGGGAGAUUGCAAAUGAAAUGAAUAUUAAAUGGCAAUUUCCACAUUGUAUUGGGGCAAUGGAUGGCAAACAUGUUAUUAUACAGAGUCCUCAACACAGUGGCUCUGCUUAUUACAACUAUAAAAAAUCCUUCAGUAUUGUAUUACUAGCAAUCUGUGAUGCGAACUAUGUUUUCACAUAUGUUGACAUUGGUGCCUAUGGUAGACAGAGCGACAGUGGUGUUUUUAAAAAUUCGUUAAUGGGACAAAAAUUUGCACAGGGACAAAUGAAUGUUCCACCUGCCGAAGAAAUUUAUGAAGGAAGUUCCAAGUACCCUUAUGUAUUAGUUGCAGACGAAGCAUUUCACUGAGUCCAUACUUGAUGCGUCCUUUUUCUGGAAGAGAUCGUUUGUCAACAGAACAGAAGAUUUUCAAUUACCGACUCAGUCGAGCAAGAAGAACAAUAGAAAAUGUUUUUGGGAUUCUUGCUGCUCAAUGGCGAAUAUAUAGAAAACCUAUCAUAGGAAAAGUUGAGACUAUUGAAAACAUAGUGAAAGCAACAAUAACUUUACACAAUUGGCUACGCAAAAAAGAUAUAUCAAAUAGAGAGCAGUCAUUUAUAUCUGCUGGUAUGAUUGACGAAGCAAAUGAUGGCUCCAUUAUUGAAGGCAACUGGAGAAAAAUUGUGCAACUAGACAACAGUGUCCUGCAACCAUUGUCUUCUUGCUCAACACACACAUAUACAAGAACGUCUGCUGAAAUCCGACAAAAAUUUAUGAAUUAUUUUAAUGAAGAAGGCGCUAUUCCAUGGCAGUUUGUACAAGUUUUUAAAUAAAUAAAUGUUAA
Molecule: messenger RNA, 1684 nt
Organism: Nylanderia fulva
Lineage: Eukaryota; Metazoa; Arthropoda; Insecta; Hymenoptera; Formicidae
Source: RefSeq, a predicted model, not a curated record